Messenger RNA from Trypanosoma cruzi, 1296 nucleotides. RefSeq lists its product as uncharacterized. NCBI's taxonomy places the organism in Eukaryota, Euglenozoa, Kinetoplastea, Trypanosomatida, Trypanosomatidae. The record is from RefSeq and is a predicted model, not a curated record. The annotation marks the transcript as partial. The transcript has a single exon.
AUGUUUGGAGCGGCCGGCGCACCGCACGCUGAGAGCAUGGCACGGCGAGGGCCUGGCCUAGAAAAGGGACACCGCGUGGGACGUCAAUCUUCACUGCAGCGACCGCCACCGAGUUCGGAUUUGCUCGCACCUUCUGCGGUCCCUCUUCCUCCCCUCACUUCUGUGCCGAGGACUGUGCCGCGGGAUCCAGCAGCGCGAUGUUUGGCCGCAGGAACAUGGCCCGAACAAAUGAUUUGUGGGAGGGGAUGUGCACUGCGACGAGAAGGAGAAAAUGUUGAGAGACGACCACCACGACAAGACCGGAGCGAAGUUGUGUUUUUUCCACUUGCGCGAGGGCGGCCUGCCACCUGGUGGGUUAGGAGGAUUAUUUUUUUUUGCGUCGUUGCGCUCUCUUUUUAUUCAGCUGCGUUUUCAUGCGGACCUGCGAAGGGAGAUUUGCAAGAAAUUCCUGCGAGGCGUCCGUGCCGUUGUCGUAAAAGCGGAUUCCCCCUUGAAAAACGCUACUUUAUAAAUUUGUUUUGGGCGGGGAGUUCCUGUCGAUUCACUGCGACUUUGUUUUGCGGAUUUGAUGCGUGUGUUUCCGGGCGGUUCGGUCUGUGCUCCCGGCCCACUCGGAUGUGGUGUGCGCGUCGACGUGAAGGUGCCUGCCAGCCGUUUUAUUGCCUUCCCCGCUGUGGCUGCCGCCGUUGCCUUCCUCCCUUCCUGAGGUCCUGCGGCUUCUUGACACGAUGUUUUGGAGAAGGCGUUGCCGCUCUUAUCGUCCAUGAUAUUUUGAUUCUGGUUUUGCGGUCAGGAGAAAUUGAACGAGAGGGUUUGCUGCCCUCUUGUCUUGUUUGCCCUCUCUGCCUGACGGCCAGUUCUACACAAACGUGCUCCUCGGCACCUCAGUUGGUGCUGGCGGGUUUGCUCACAGUUGUCGCUGGCAAUCGCAUGCGCCAACUCUUCUCUGCUCCCUUUCAGUGUCGCAUUUUUUUAUUGAUUGACGGACGCCAUUCCGUCCGGCGUGUCACUUUGAUUGGAUUGUGUGGGACUGCUCGCCAGCGCCAUCGGAGAAAGCAGGCCGACUUUUUCACGUAUUUAAAUUCCGUCUUGCGCGCGGGUGUUUUUCACAUGUUCUGUUGGGCACUCAAACAGCGAGGUGUCCGGAACUAUGCGUGCGUGGAAUCCUUCCUGCCAUGUGAACUGCGGGCAACACCGCGGGGCUGUCACCUUUACUCCGCAGAGUUGUUGUGUCUCUUCGCGGGGUUGGCAGGGAAAUUCCUUGCAGCCUGCUACUGCUGGUGUGUCCCCAAAUGU